Odobenus rosmarus divergens (Pacific walrus) is the source of this 3199-nucleotide messenger RNA. RefSeq names its product T-box, brain, 1 (gene TBR1). Gene Ontology annotation, cellular component: nucleus. Lineage: Eukaryota; Metazoa; Chordata; Mammalia; Carnivora; Odobenidae. The record is from RefSeq and is a predicted model, not a curated record. The coding region runs from base 304 to 2352 and encodes 682 amino acids. The transcript has 6 exons. Gene Ontology annotation, molecular function: DNA-binding transcription factor activity, RNA polymerase II-specific; RNA polymerase II cis-regulatory region sequence-specific DNA binding. Gene Ontology annotation, biological process: cell fate specification; positive regulation of DNA-templated transcription; regulation of neuron projection development.
CAGGUGAUUAUCCUAAUUAAUGUCUAUCUAAUUAAAUUACUGUCAGCAGUUAACCAAUGGCAGGAGCCGUUUCAUCGGCUGCACAAGCAGCAAGAUCAAAAGUGAGCCUUUUCUGAUUGCUGCAUAGUGUCAAUUGGCCAAUCUCUUCUCCCAGGGAAAAAAAAAAAGUAAAUCAAACCUUUGAGAAGCAUUUGCUGGUUGAAGUGCUUUCUGUCUAGUGAGGGGGUCUGUGGAUUUCUAGUUUAUGAUAAAUAGGACUUUAAAAACCAGGGACAGGAGGGCGAGUGUUCAGGUUCUAGAGCUAUGCAGCUGGAGCACUGCCUUUCUCCUUCUAUCAUGCUCUCCAAGAAAUUUCUCAAUGUGAGCAGCAGCUACCCACAUUCAGGCGGAUCUGAGCUUGUCUUGCACGAUCAUCCCAUUAUCUCGACCACUGACAACCUGGAGAGAAGUUCACCUUUGAAAAAAAUUACCAGGGGGAUGACGAAUCAGUCAGAUACAGACAAUUUUCCUGACUCCAAGGACUCACCAGGGGACGUCCAGAGAAGUAAACUCUCUCCUGUCUUGGACGGGGUCUCUGAGCUUCGUCACAGUUUCGAUGGCUCUGCUGCAGAUCGCUACCUCCUCUCUCAGUCCAGCCAGCCACAGUCUGCGGCCACUGCUCCCAGUGCCAUGUUCCCGUACCCCGGCCAGCACGGACCGGCGCACCCCGCCUUCUCCAUCGGCAGUCCCAGCCGCUACAUGGCCCACCACCCGGUCAUCACCAACGGAGCCUACAACAGCCUCCUGUCCAACUCCUCACCGCAGGGCUACCCCGCGGCCGGCUACCCCUACCCACAGCAGUACAGCCACUCCUACCAAGGAGCCCCGUUCUACCAGUUCUCUUCCACGCAGCCCGGACUGGUACCCGGCAAAGCGCAGGUGUACCUGUGCAACAGGCCCCUCUGGCUGAAAUUUCACCGCCACCAAACGGAGAUGAUCAUCACCAAACAGGGAAGGCGCAUGUUUCCUUUUUUAAGUUUUAACAUUUCUGGUCUCGAUCCCACGGCUCAUUACAAUAUUUUUGUGGAUGUGAUUUUGGCGGAUCCCAAUCACUGGAGGUUUCAAGGAGGCAAAUGGGUUCCUUGCGGCAAAGCGGACACCAAUGUGCAAGGAAAUCGGGUCUAUAUGCAUCCGGAUUCCCCCAACACGGGGGCUCACUGGAUGCGCCAAGAAAUCUCUUUUGGAAAAUUAAAACUUACAAACAACAAAGGAGCUUCAAACAACAAUGGGCAGAUGGUGGUUUUACAAUCUUUGCACAAGUACCAGCCCCGCCUGCAUGUGGUGGAAGUGAACGAGGACGGCACGGAGGACACCAGCCAGCCUGGCCGCGUGCAGACAUUCACUUUCCCCGAGACUCAGUUCAUCGCCGUCACCGCCUACCAGAACACCGAUAUAACACAAUUGAAAAUAGAUCACAACCCCUUUGCAAAAGGAUUUCGGGAUAAUUAUGACACGAUCUACACUGGCUGCGACAUGGACCGCCUGACCCCCUCGCCCAACGAUUCCCCGCGCUCGCAGAUCGUGCCCGGGGCCCGUUACGCUAUGGCCGGCUCUUUCCUGCAGGACCAGUUCGUGAGCAACUACGCCAAGGCCCGCUUCCACCCGGGUGCGGGCGCGGGCCCCGGGCCGGGCACGGACCGCAGUGUGCCCCACACCAACGGGCUGCUGUCGCCGCAGCAGGCCGAGGACCCGGGCGCGCCGUCGCCGCAGCGCUGGUUUGUGACACCGGCCAACAACCGGCUGGACUUCGCCGCCUCGGCCUACGACACAGCCACGGACUUCGCGGGCAACGCGGCCACGCUGCUCUCCUACGCGGCGGCGGGCGUGAAGGCGCUGCCGCUGCAGGCGGCGGGCUGCACCGGCCGUCCGCUCGGCUACUACGCCGACCCGUCGGGCUGGGGCGCGCGCAGCCCCCCGCAGUACUGCGGCGCCAAGUCGGGCUCGGUGCUGCCCUGCUGGCCCAACAGCGCCGCGGCCGCCGCGCGCAUGGCGGGCGCCAACCCCUAUUUGGGCGAGGAGGCCGAGGGCCUGGCCGCCGAGCGCUCGCCGCUACCGCCCGGCGCCGCCGAGGACGCCAAGCCCAAGGACCUGUCCGACUCCAGCUGGAUCGAGACACCCUCCUCCAUCAAGUCCAUCGACUCGAGCGACUCGGGGAUUUACGAGCAGGCCAAGCGGAGGCGGAUCUCACCCGCCGACACGCCAGUGUCGGAGAGCUCGUCGCCGCUCAAGAGCGAGGUGCUGGCCCAGCGGGACUGCGAGAAGAACUGCGCCAAGGACAUAGGCGGCUACUACGGCUUCUACUCGCACAGCUAGGCCGGCCCUGCCCGCCCGGCCCCGCGCCCCGCCGCCGCCCGGCCCCCCAGCCAGCCCCUCGCAGCUCUCCCCAGCUCUUCCUCCCCACGGCCCACCUCGCGCACCCCCUCCUGUUAUUUGGCCCUCGAAUACCGUCUGCAACGAAUAAGCACAGGUCUCCGAGUGCGAUUUUAACCUUUUUUUGCACAGCAGUUUCUGCAGUUAGCACACCGACCUUCAACUUUGCUGUAAACCUUUUGGUUUUCCUCCUUACUCUCCUUCUGUGAAGUUAUACUCCUAACAAGCCUCCUCCCUCUCGUCUUUUUCUCACCCUCUCCUUCUCUUUCUUGUAAUGAAACUCUUCACCUUUAGGAGACCUGGGCAGUCCUGUCAGGCAGCAGCGAUUCCGACCCUCCAAGUCUCGGCCUCCCCAUUAAACCGUAGGAUGUUGACUCUAGAACCUGGACCCACCCAGCGCGUCCUUUCUUAUCCCCGAGUGGAUGGAUGGAUGGAUGGAUGGUAGGGAUGUUAAUAAUUUUAGUGGAACAAAGCCUGUGAAAUGACUGUAUAUAGUGUUAAUUUAUUGUACCGAAUGGCUAGUUUUUAUUUUCAUCGUCAAGGCACAAAACCAGUUCACGCUUAACCUUUACAUUCUUUUCCUUUCUUUGCCAUUUUCUCCACCCCCCUCCACUUUAAAAAAUUGCCUUGUGAGAUAAUUAACAAUAUUCUAAGAGGCUCUGGAAACGUGAAAUACUUGAUAGAUAAUGAUGGGUUUCUCACUUCUCCUCAAUCCGUUGCAUGAAAUAAUUACUCUGUGCCCUAAUGCACACAAAUAGCUAAGGAGAAUCCGACCAAACACCUGUAAAGG